GGGCCAGGCGGCGGGAGGGAUCAUCUUCCGGGAGCGUGGCUAGGGGCGGAGCGAUUGCCGCGCGAUAGUCAGGGAGCUGUGCGGGUCCUGGUUGCAAGAGAGUCUAUUUGCCAGCCAACCCCAGCCCGGGAGGGGAUCAGGGCCACCAGGUUGCUGGUAAGGAUGAAAGACUGAGUGUGUUAAGACUGUUAAAGUGAGCCUGUGUAAGAGAAGGAAGGAUUUUGUGGAUUGCUACAUUGUGAGUGUGGGGUGAGUCCCAGAACCUCGCUAUGUCGGGGAAACGGAAGCGUGUGGUGUUGACUAUUAAAGAUAAGCUUGAUAUAAUAAAGAAACUUGAAGACGGAGGUUCUUCCAAACAACUGGCAGUGAUUUAUGGAAUUGGUGAAACAACAGUUCGGGAUAUAAGAAAAAAUAAGGAAAAGAUUAUAACUUAUGCAAGCAGUUCUGAUUCCACAAGUCUUUUGGCCAAGAGGAAAUCUAUGAAGCCAUCCAUGUAUGAGGAGUUGGACAGGGCAAUGCUGGAAUGGUUCAACCAGCAAAGAGCAAAAGGGAAUCCCAUAUCUGGACCAAUUUGUGCAAAAAGGGCAGAGUUCUUCUUUUAUGCUUUGGGAAUGGAUGGUGAUUUUAACCCCUCUGCCGGUUGGCUAACUCGUUUUAAGCAGCGGCACAGCAUUAGAGAGAUUAACAUUAGAAAUGAAAGAUUAAAUGGAGAUGAGACUGCGGUGGAAGAUUUUUGUAAUAACUUUCGAGAUUUUAUUGAACGAGAGAAUUUACAGCCUGAACAAAUCUACAAUGCAGAUGAAACUGGACUCUUUUGGAAGUGCUUGCCUUCUAGGAUUUCAGUAAUCAAAGGUAAAUGCACUGUCCCUGGGCACAAAUCAAUUGAAGAAAGAGUCACAAUCAUGUGUUGUGCCAAUGCAACAGGUUUACACAAACUUAAACUUUGUGUUGUGGGGAAAGCAAAGAAACCUCGCUCCUUUAAAUCAACGGACACCUUAAACCUGCCAGUCUCUUAUUUCAGCCAAAAAGGUGCAUGGAUGGAUCUUUCCAUUUUCCGACAAUGGUUUGAUAAAAUUUUUGUGCCGCAAGUUCGAGAGUAUUUAAGAUCUAAAGGCUUGCAGGAAAAGGCUGUGCUCUUGUUGGAUAAUUCACCAACACAUCCAAAUGAAAAUGUCCUAAGGUCAGAUGAUGGCCAAAUAUUUGCUAAAUAUUUACCACCUAAUGUGGCCUCAUUGAUUCAGCCUUCAGAUCAGGGAGUCAUAGCAACGAUGAAGAGAAAUUAUCGUGCAGGUCUUCUCCAGAACAACUUGGAAGAAGGUAAUGACCUGAAAUCAUUCUGGAAGAAGCUGACUCUGUUGGAUGCACUUUAUGAAAUAGCAAUGGCAUGGAACUUAGUAAAACCAGUUACCAUUAGCAGAGCAUGGAAGAAGAUUCUUCCUAUGGUAGAGGAGAAAGAGAGCCUGGACUUUGAUGUUGAAGAUAUUUCUGUGGCUACUGUGGCUACCAUUUUACAACACACCAAAGGAUUGGAAAAUGUGACUACUGAGAACCUUGAAAAAUGGCUUGAAGUAGACAGUACUGAACCAGGCUAUGAAGUGUUAACUGAUAGCGAAAUCAUCAGAAGAGCACAAGGCCAGGCAGAUGAAUCCAGUGAAAAUGAGGAGGAGGAAAUAGAACUAAUUCCAGAAAAACAUAUUAAUCAUGCAGCUGCUCUCCAGUGGACUGAAAAUUUAUUGGAUUAUCUAGAACAACAAGGUGAUAUGAUUCUACCUGAUAGACUGGUAAUACGUAAACUUCGAGCCACCAUCAGAAAUAAACAGAAGAUGACAAAGUCAAGUCAAUAAUGUCAUUUCAAUUUUAUUGUUCUGCUCAUUGUGUUUGUGACAAACUCUUUGCAAUAUGGCUUAAUUUUCUUUGUGUUCUGAAUUCUCAGACUUGGUCCUGUGAAAUACAGGCACAAAAUGUAUCUGAAGUGGUUUGAGGAUUGUGUGUUUUCAUCAUCUGUGUCUUUUGUCCUUUUAUUUGUACAGAUAAUCAGAAGAUGAUACUGAAUAGAUAUAAAUUACAUGUACACAUGUAUUCACUUUUUAGAAUCUGCAAUUAUACCUUCUGUAACAGUGGCAUUCCCUAAAUUUUCUAGUGAAAGUUAGAGAUAACUGAACAGACUGAAGCACUUUUCUGAAAUCUUUUGGUUGAUUUAUGAAGGCUGCCAUAGUUAUCUUUUCUUGUGUUAACCAUCUUAAAUGAUGUUUUGUAUAUUUUAAUAGACUGAUAGGAUGAGAAAGAUUUAUUAGAUUUCAGGAUGAUUUAUAAUAAUUCAAAAAUGAAAUUCAAUAAUGGGGAAAUAAUUAUGAAUUAUAGAAAUUAUUUAGAAAUCAUGCCUCCGUUCUCUUACAUUUGUGUGGGUUGCAAGAGGGGGAGAUUAUUCUGGAAAUGAAGUAAAUAUGGGAAGUUAUUGCCAAAUGAGAGAGAAACUAUGGGAAAGCUGAUCUAUAAAGAGGCAUUCUGAUCAAUUCAUUUGUAGGAAACUGGGAAAUAAAAACCUGGGGAACUUUAGGUUAUUUAUACAAAGGGAAUAAAUAGGCUGAUUUUAAUUUGGUAAGUUGAUCUUUUUAUUAUGAAUUUGGUAAUAGUAUAGGUUUAUUAUUUAUUCAUCUAAUUUUAUAGUACAGGUUUUGUAAUGUUACAUGUGAUGAUAUGAGCUCCCACCUUAUAUGGGGGAACAUCUUGGGAAUUUGAGAUUUAAUAAUUUUUUUUUUUUUUAGUGUUUUUACUGCAUACUCACAAAUGUUGUCUAUAAUUUGAAAAAUAUUGUCAUAUCUGGCCCUUUGAUGAGAAAAGGAAAUUACAAUAAUAAAGUUUUAUGAUUUUAAAUAAGUCAUAUGUUUGUAUCCUGUUUUAUGAAGAAAGCAGAGAUAAUUACUGAAAGUGCCAGACACUAAUGAAUAUUAUUGUUUAUUAUUUUAAUACAUAUAAAAGGGGUUAAUCUGCUAAAAUGUAAUCUAAAUCAGAAUUUUGAUAAAUUUUUUUUGUAAACUAAGUAUGUUUAUUCAAGACAUUGAAACUACUUUGCACAUAUGAAUAUUAAUGUAACUUGUAAUUUAAAAGUAAAGUGUUUCCAUGCUAUUUCAUGUUUUGGCCAAAAAUUUUUAAAAAAUAAAUUACAGUUGUUCUCUAUUA
Molecule: messenger RNA, 3180 nt
Organism: Gorilla gorilla gorilla (western lowland gorilla)
Lineage: Eukaryota; Metazoa; Chordata; Mammalia; Primates; Hominidae
Gene: JRKL
Product: JRK like
Exons: 2
Coding region: 270-1844 (524 amino acids)
Cellular component (GO): nucleus
Molecular function (GO): DNA binding
Source: RefSeq, a predicted model, not a curated record